AUGAUUUAAAAUUGUGGAAUUUGUUUCUAAGCAGAAAAUAUUGUAAAAAUAGAAUGCGGACAUAUUUAUUGCAAGUCUUGCUUGAAUUAAAUGUUUUUUAAUAAAGGAAAAGUUAAUCUAGACAAUUUUAGUUGUCCUCUUGAUGAAUGUAGAUAAAAAUUAACUGAAAAAACCGUAUCUUUAUUUGUUGAGGACUUUUAAACGCAAUAUGAACAAUAUUUAAAAUAAGGUGUGUUAUUUGGAUUAAAAGAUAAUGAGAAAAUGAUUUUUUGUUUUAAUAUCAAUUGUAAUUCAAGUUUUAUAAUAUGGAAGGAUGCAGGUAUCUUAAAUAUCAAUAUACAUGAGAUACUUUUCAAUGUCCAUAUUGCAAAUUGUAGUAUUGCUUAAAAUGCAAGAUUUAGAGACACGAGGGUUUAAAGUGUAUUCAAGCAUUAAGAUUGAAUCAGCUAAGUAAAACUAGAGUAAUAUUUUUGGAAUCAGUUAAACAGUCUAAAAUGCAAUAAAUUUGUCCACAUUGUCUCAUAGUUGUAGAAAAGAUUAAAGGUUGUAAUUUUAUGACAUGCAAAUCGGAAGCUUGUAAAUCUAAAAAAUACUUCUGUUUCAGAUGUGGAGAAUCCUUAGAACUAUUUGAAUAAAGCAGUCAUUUUUAAAACGGGAACUCUUUUUAAGGAUAAUGCAAUCUAAAAGUAAAUGGCAAAUGGUUUGAAGUAGAUUAAUUGCCUAAAAAUGUUAUUCCUUGUCCUAGCUGUUUAAAUGUGGACCCUUAAAAAAGUAAAAUAGAAGGCAAUCUUUUAAUAUGCAAUAGUGAAAAGUGCUCUGAUAAAAUAUACUGUCAUAUUUGUAAAUUGAAACUAAAUGAUAAAAAUAUUUUAGAUCAUUUAGAACCUCACAAUAAAAAAACAAAAAAUUCUUUUUGGAAUCCCUUUUCGAAUUUUUUUGCUAAAUGA
Paramecium octaurelia is the source of this 947-nucleotide messenger RNA. Lineage: Eukaryota; Ciliophora; Oligohymenophorea; Peniculida; Parameciidae. The record is from the annotation of a GenBank genome assembly.